This is a messenger RNA of Schizophyllum commune H4-8, 1489 nucleotides long. RefSeq names its product DUF947-domain-containing protein. NCBI's taxonomy places the organism in Eukaryota, Fungi, Basidiomycota, Agaricomycetes, Agaricales, Schizophyllaceae. Gene Ontology annotation, biological process: maturation of SSU-rRNA from tricistronic rRNA transcript (SSU-rRNA, 5.8S rRNA, LSU-rRNA). Bases 64 to 1308 code for a protein of 414 amino acids. The record is from RefSeq and is a predicted model, not a curated record. Gene Ontology annotation, cellular component: 90S preribosome; nucleolus. The transcript is spliced from 6 exons.
CCCGGUCCGAUCAGCCGUGCUAUUCGAUCGGGGAUCUCACUUUCCUCACCGCCACCAUCCACGAUGCCUCGCCGACCGCGUCCUACCACUCGCGCGCCUCCUGCUACGGUGACGGGGAAGGGGAACGACACAAACAAAGCCUCCGCUCCUCAUAUAGCGGACAAGAGGGCACCGGCAGGUGCCUCUACAUCCUCCAAGAAGCGGUUUCGUCCCUCCGAGGAAGAUGAGGGGUACAGCAGCGAGGACAGGUUCAACUCUCAGGGGGAGAUAGAAGAUGAAGAUGACGCGGACUUGUUUGAUGGGAGUGGGACAGAGCCCGAAGAGGACGACGACAGUGACGCGGAUAUAGAUGCAGAUCGUGCCGUGCUUUGGGGAGAUGACGAGGAGGAGACGGUCGACCCGGAUAUGGAGGACAGCAGUGAGGAGGAUGAGGAAGAAGAUGAAGAAGUUCCUUCGUCGAAGAAGCCAAAGGAUAUUAAACUACUGAUGAAUGACCUUUCCGAUCUCCCAUUAGGCGCAUUGCGGAAAGCACAACGCUCCCUCGCACAAGCAGAAGUCGAUGAGAGCGUGUCCGAAUCCAAGGCAGGGUCUGGCUCAGAUGAUGAUUCCGACAACGACUCCUCCCCCGAGACCACCAACACUAAGGGGAAGGAACCCGAGAGGGUUGAGUGGUCUGCCCAUCCCAAGAAGGACAUCGCGAAGCGCUCUAGCAAACAUGCACCUGCUGAAAUGUCCUCGAAAAAGCCCGUUACCAGAAGAAGACAAGUCGUCGACGUCCCCAAUCUGACCCCUCGCGAUCCCCGCUUCCUCCCCGUCACCGGCGAGCUCAAACCCGACAAAUUCAAGCAAUCCUACUCCUUCCUCGCCGACAUGCACCGCAACGAGUUCACCACGCUGCGCGAGAACCUGUCCCGCGCGCGCAAGCUGCUCGCCAACUCGCCACGGCACCUCCGCGAGGAGCGGGCGAGGGAGGUGGAGACGCUGGAGAGGGCGUUGAAGAAGGCGGAGAGUCAAGUGCAGAGGGAUAAGCGGGAGGCGAUCGAGCAGCAGGCGCUGGAGAGGGCGGCGAAGGAGGAGAGGGAGAGGCGGGCCAAGGGGAAGGGCGAGUGGUAUAUGAAGAAGGGUGAGAAGCGGGAGAUGCUGGCCAAGGCACGGUACGACGCGCUCGCGAAAGAGGGUGGCAAGUCCGCGGUGUCGAAGGCCAUCGACAAGAAGCGGAAAAAGAUCGCGCAGAAGGAGAAGAAGGCACGGCCCUUUGCGAAAGGGCAGGGAGGCGACCGUACGGUGAAGCGACGGAAGGUCGCAUGAGUCUACCGACAUUGCGGAGUUUGCCGAGCUCAAACAUAUCACGUGAUGACUGCAGCAUUUACCUCUUGCGACCGAGCCUCACCUUUCUCUGAACAUCUCUGGGGCUUGGCUAUGAGGGACACAUUUUUUGCACCUUGUUCUGACCUCUUAAACCCUUUAUAAGCCCACACUCAAAAGCUCC